Messenger RNA from Thalassophryne amazonica, 2971 nucleotides. RefSeq names its product thymopoietin b (gene tmpob). Lineage: Eukaryota; Metazoa; Chordata; Actinopteri; Batrachoidiformes; Batrachoididae. The transcript has 6 exons. The coding region runs from base 360 to 1463 and encodes 367 amino acids. Gene Ontology annotation, molecular function: DNA binding. The record is from RefSeq and is a predicted model, not a curated record.
UCGUUGUUUUUCGGCCCUGUUGCGACCGCGGACAGACAGAAGCAAGCGGGCCGGUUGGAAGCUAAGCUAAUUCAAAUAUUUUUCAAGAUUUCACGCUUUUGCAUCAGUUCUGUUUCUAAAGUACCUACGUAUUUGAUUCGGUUAAGACUAAACUCUCUGUGAGUAAUUUAGCUUUAAGGCUAACACGCAGAAGAAGCUGUUUUUAUUUACUUCAAUCGUUUUUGACCUGCUAGCAGGGAGUAGGCGCCAGUCGUGUUUGACAACAGCGCUCGUCGUCACAUUCUGUUGUUUGAAGCUGGUGAGCUAACCAGCUAAUUUAAAAAUAAAAAUACUUCACAUUAUCCUUAUUAAAAAUAAACAUGUCAGACUUCCUUGAAGACCCGUCUAUUCUUACGAAAGAUAAACUGAGGAAUGCGCUUAUAGCGAACAAUGUGCCGCUUCCGAGCGGCGAGCAUAAGAAAGAAGUGUACGUUCAGCUGUACUUACAGAACCUGACCGUCCUCAACGCCAAGAAGAAUCCACCUGCAGACACCUUCUCCAGUGACGAAGACCUACCUGCGCCUGUGGUGGCCAACAAAAGCCGAUCUGGAAGGAAAGCUACUAAAAAGACAGACAAACCUCGCACAGAAGAGGUGGAAGUGACAUAUCUGACUGAUGAAGAUUUGAAACAGCAACUGGCAAAGUAUGGUGUGGAAUCAGGACCUAUUGUGGCCUCCACCCGUAGGCUGUACGAGAAGAAGCUUCAGAAGCUUUUGGACCAGCCUGCAGUUGAACCUGAAGCUCCUACAGAUCUCACAGUUCUGCCAAAAGUGGACAGCAAUCAGAAUGGCAACACAAAUUCUGACCAGUACAGCGACAAGGAAGAUGAUGACAUUGCUGCCCCAGAGCUGGAGCCAAUUCCUGUAGUGGAGAAGCCCGUGCGAAGCAGAGGGAAAACUCCUGUCACUGUUAGGACCAGCAGCAGGCGACACACAAAGCUGGUGGAGAAUCUUACCGAAGAGACCUCGAAGAAGACAGGGGAGAGUGUUGUUGAAGAUAUCCUUGCCAAUGAAAUUAGUACACCAACAGGCAUCAGUGCAACCUGCAGGCGGCCAAUACGAGGGGCAGCUGGUCGGCCAUUAAAACCCACUGAUUACUGGCUGGAAAAGUCCCGCCUUCAGCACAGAGUUCAAAUGGAGAGUCGCACUUACUCAGAGACUUUCUCCAGAGGGGGCAGCACUGUCUCUUCCAGCAAAGUGCCCGCCAGGCGAGGCUACUUGUCCAUGUUGCUGAAGCUUCUGUUCCUUGUCGUGGUGGUUGGUUCUCUCUACUAUGUUUACCAGAACCUUGAUGCCGAUCAGAUCAGCGCACUUAAAAGCCUCCUGGACAGCGUCGUCGUCCCCAUCCAGGGCGCUGUGGACCGCGCAGCCACCUACCUGGGUUUCAGCAACAGCAGCACUGCUGUGAAGAGCACCAGCAAAUAAAAACCCUCAGUAAUCCCUCGCCAUGCCCACAUCACGUCAAUGCCAUCUGGGACAGCACAACACAACCCAAGCAGUAAACCCAGCUCACCUGUGCUUUCUUUUCUUAUAACAUUGGACAUUUGUGGAAACAGUUUUCAGUGGGAACGAUGGACACACUCCUGUCUUGAUUCCAUUAUUCCUCCCAACACAAGGGGGAAGCAUUGUCAAACAGCUGCUUCUGCUGACACUCUUUAGUGGUAGCCAGAAGAGACCCAUUUUAAUGUUUAUUUUAAUCUGUGAAUUGUUUGUGUCUUUGUGUGUGUAUUUAGCCCUUAUACGUAGAAGUGAGAGCAGAAUGGAGCGUUUUCAUGUAUGGCUAUAGUUUUUGGAAGUCAUAUUGUAGGUUUUCAUCGCUGUGAAGGGUGUCUUUCGGAUGGUGACGUGCCUCGAUGCCCUGGGCCCUUUACAUCCUUCCAGUUUUGCAGCACAAACUCUGAAUAACAGAAUGUUCUAUUUUCCUCUGUAGUUCUAACGUUACGUAGACUGACUAGUUAUUUUUGGUGCUCAAGUUUAUUCAGCUCGAACCUGGUCCGUUCAUGGAGGCGGCAUGCGGUGUUAUCAGGUCAUUUCACCAAAUGAGGAAAAUUGGCUUAUUAAGUGACUGACAGUUGCAUAAAUCCCAGUAUAAUCAUGGCUGAAAUGCUAAUUGUGGUUAUUUUGCUUUUUCUUGCUUUUAAUGUUGAUCGACUGACACUCAUUACUGUAUUUUUGCCAUCUUGUAUCAGCAUCUUUAUGGUUUAAUAUUCAGCUAACAUGCACCUCGAAACUGUUUUUAGUACUAAUGCGCUGUCAUUUAUUUUAUAAUUACUUCCCAAGCAAUGAAAUGCAUCUUACAACAAUUAUAUGUUGUUGAUUCCCCCCGCCGCCAGUGUGUCCAUGAGUUCACAUGCUUUGGGUUUUAGUGCUCGGUUGUGUUCAUUGUUUUUAAUUAGACAUAUGCAGGACUGGCAUUGCAGUGCACCCACAUAGCCCCAUCAUGACUGCAUGUGUCCACACAUGGCAGAGCUGCACGGAAGAUGCAUGGAGAACGUUUACUUUUUUGGGACACUUAAUCCAGGUGUAAUGUUCUUUUUUUCUGUCCUAAGGACUGUUUCUCUGCAAAUUACCAAAAGUGAUGGUGCAGGUUCGUCUGAAGGGGGUCAUCUGCCCAAAGAGGCCCACUGAAGACACUUUCUCUGCAUGUGGCGGAGGGGGUAGUUGGUAGGGGGCUGAAUCUGUGGUAUCAAUGUUUGUAUUUUGAUAUUUUUCUAAUGUGGUUUCUUCUACUUUUUAUAGUGUGUUUCAAGGUAUCAUUGGAAAGCAAUAUGUCAUAUGAUCUUAAUCUGAAACUUGCUGACUCAGCAGAAGUGAACGUCAUCGGGCAGCUCUCCCUCAGUGGACAAAAAUUCUUCGGGCUUAUGUGGGGAAUCUGUUUAAUGAUGAUAAUGUAGCCAGUGUAUCAUGAAAUAAACUUGGUUCUUACCAAAUGC